AUGUCUUCAGUCGACGUUUUGGCCAUUGAGGAGGCCAUGAAGUUGGCGUCCCUGGACCAGCACCGGGGCUACGCCCAAGAUCACUAUACCGAGGUUAAGCAGGACCACGACACCGAGUACCUCAAGGAGUCCGAGGCUUCCGCCUAUCAGGUCCUUCGUGAGCCAUUGUGGAACAAAGGCCUUUCAUUUACUCCCGAACAACGUGUUGCCAAGAAUCUCACUGGCCUCCUACCCCACGCCAUGGAGAGCCUCGAGACCCAGUGCGCCAGGGCUAUGAAGAUGAUUCAUAGCCGCCAGACGGGCAUUGACAAGUACCUCUACCUGUCCAGUGUCAAGGCACAAAAUGUCGACCUCUUCUACCGCCUGCUCAUGGACAACAUCCGCGACUUGAUGCCCCUCGUUUACACCCCCACCAUUGGCGACGUCUGCCUGCAAUACUCUACCCUAUACACCCGACCCGAAGCAUUGUAUAUUUCGAUCAAGCAGCGAAAGUCCAUCCGAACCAUGCUUCGCAACUGGCCCUGCCCCAACCCUGAGAUCUGCGUCGUCACUGACGGCUCUCGAAUUCUGGGUCUCGGCGAUCUUGGCAUUAACGGUGUUGGUAUUUCGAUCGGCAAACUAGCUUUGUAUACUGCGGCCGCGGGUAUUCACCCCGCCAAGACCCUGCCCAUCGUCUUGGAUACCGGCACCAACAACGAGACCAACCUCAAGGACCCUUUCUACUUGGGCUUGCGCCAAAAGAGAGUUUCCUAUGCGGAACAGCAGGCAUUCAUGGAUGAGUUCAUGGAGGCCGUGAAGGAGGUGUAUCCCAACAUGGUCGUCCAGUUCGAGGACUUUGACAGCGAAAAGGCCUUCAACUAUCUGGAUCGAUAUAGGAACAACUAUAGGGCGUUCAACGAUGAUAUUCAGGGCACUGGUGCUGUUGUUCUUGCCGGAUAUAUCAACGCCGUCAAUCUGUCAAGCGUUCCGCUGGAGGAGCAGCGUCUCGUCUUCAUGGGUGCUGGUUCGGCCGGUGUAGGUGUUGCAAAGCAACUCGUUGAGUAUUACACUCGAAGGGGUUUGACAGAAGCUGAGGCUCGUGACAAAUUCUUCCUGGUCGAUACCAAGGGUCUGGUCACCAUGGAUCGCGGCGACAAGCUCGCCGAGCACAAGAAGUAUUUUGCUCGUGUCGACAACGCCGGCCAUCAAUUCCGUACCCUGGAAGAGGUCAUCGAGUAUGUCAAGCCCAGUGCGCUCGUUGGUCUUGCCGCCACCUUUGGUAUCUUCACCGAGUCCGUUGUCCGAGCCCUCAAGGCUUCCGUAGAUGCUGGUGGUCUCGGCCGCCGGCCCAUCCUCUUCCCUCUCAGCAACCCUCUGACCAAGGCUGAGUGUACUUUUGAGCAAGCCGUGCAGUGGACUGACGGUUCUGUCGUCUUCGCUUCUGGUUCUCCUUUCAAUUCCUUCACCCUCAAGGGAAACAAUGUAUACGUCUUCCCUGGCCUGGGUCUUGGUGCCAUCCUAUCCAAGGCAACUCGUGUCACAGACGAGAUGGUGUAUACAUCCGCUGCGGCGCUUGCUGGAUCUCUCAACGCUGAGGAAGUCCACCAGGGUCUGAUCUAUCCCAAGAUUGACCGAGUUCGUGAUGCUAGCAUCAUUGUCGCCCGUGAGGUCAUGAAGGCGGCUCGUCGUGAUGGCGUAUCUGAGCUCCCAGAAUCACUGUGGAUUGAGUGGGAAGAAUGGGGUGAUGUUGCUCUGACAAACUACAUCAAGCAGCGUGUAUACAAUCCCACUUCCUUUUCGGAAGCCAAGGGGCGAUUGUAA
This is a messenger RNA of Trichoderma breve, 1800 nucleotides long. RefSeq names its product malic enzyme, NAD binding domain-containing protein. The record is from RefSeq and is a predicted model, not a curated record. The coding region runs from base 1 to 1800 and encodes 599 amino acids. Gene Ontology annotation, biological process: pyruvate metabolic process; malate metabolic process. Gene Ontology annotation, cellular component: mitochondrion. NCBI's taxonomy places the organism in Eukaryota, Fungi, Ascomycota, Sordariomycetes, Hypocreales, Hypocreaceae. The transcript has 5 exons. Gene Ontology annotation, molecular function: NAD binding; malate dehydrogenase (decarboxylating) (NAD+) activity.